This is a messenger RNA of Myotis davidii, 700 nucleotides long. RefSeq names its product cadherin-related family member 3-like. The record is from RefSeq and is a predicted model, not a curated record. Gene Ontology annotation, cellular component: membrane. NCBI's taxonomy places the organism in Eukaryota, Metazoa, Chordata, Mammalia, Chiroptera, Vespertilionidae. The coding region runs from base 24 to 512 and encodes 162 amino acids. Gene Ontology annotation, molecular function: calcium ion binding. Gene Ontology annotation, biological process: homophilic cell-cell adhesion. The transcript has 3 exons.
GCGCUCCGGAGUGCUGCUGAGGAAUGAGGAGGCAGGAGGCUUUCCGCUGCACGAUGCCUUUCUUUCACUUGCUUGUGCUGUUGGCUGCUGCCCCAGAUGUUCUAGCUUUUCCAGAUUUUGUCAUCGAAAAUGGCAGCCCUGUUCUGGAGAAUGUCUCCGAACAUACACGGGUUGCCGUAAUCACUGUGUCUGUCUCACCUCCCGCUUCUCUGGUUGGAGACCCUGUUAUCGUUAAUGCCGACCCUGUGGUCCAUCCAUUCGUGCUGUCUCGUCGAUCCACACAUCAGUGGGAAUUACUCACCACUGGAGUUCCGAAGCUGGACUUCGAGACGGUGACUCUCUACUCCUUGGUAAUCUAUGCCAAAGACAGCCACGGGGCGACGGCAUCCCAGGCCAUUCUAAUCCAGAUUGCGGAUGUGAACGAGCCGCCCACCUUCAGGGGAGCCCUUGCUCAGAGAGACCAAGGUACAGAGCUCUCCUCUUGGGGGAAGAAGGGUCCACUGGGCCCAUAGUGUGGCUGCUGUGUCCUGGGUCCUUUGUGCUCUCGUAGGGUGAUGGCUAUAGGAGAGAUAAGGAGAAUGAUGCUAACAAAAGGAAUGCUAAAGGGCUGGCACCUACCGGGUGAUAACUGUGGGGCAGGUGCUGUGCUGAGAGUGAGGGCCUCAGGCGGGUUAGUUCAUGAAAUUCGCAUAGCUCUGGA